This is a messenger RNA of Vicia villosa (hairy vetch), 789 nucleotides long. RefSeq lists its product as uncharacterized. Bases 1 to 789 code for a protein of 262 amino acids. The record is from RefSeq and is a predicted model, not a curated record. The transcript is spliced from 4 exons. Lineage: Eukaryota; Viridiplantae; Streptophyta; Magnoliopsida; Fabales; Fabaceae.
AUGGCCGCAUACACUGAGAAGUUUGAGGUGGACCGGACCUAUACUGUGUCAAAUUUUUCUGUGCAGCCUAAUAACUUAGUUUUCAAACCAAGCUCCCAUAAGUUCUUAGUGAAAUUUACUGGAGGAACUGCUGUUGGUGAUGUUAACAAACAUGACAUACCCCCCAAACCACGCCCCUUCACCAGUUUCCCUGACAUCAUUAACGGGAACUUUCAGAAGAAUGUACUCAUUGGUAAAACUGCAUCGCGAUACCAUUUCCUUUUGCAUUAUAUAGUAGCUCAAUUACUUAUGUUCUUCGUUUUCAAUAAUCCAUCAGAUAUUAUUGGUAUGCUCGAGAGUUUUGGGUAUCAACAGACGCAAAUUGGUGGGGAAAAUUUCAGGCUAAUUUCCUACUCCGAGAUGCAAGACUAUGCUAAACAGUUUUUUAAGUUUAACGAGGACAACUCUGCGACAACUGGGCCGGUUGUUAUUAUGAUUCAGUAUGCAAAAGUAAAAGAAGCUGGUCAAUACCCUCUCUCCGUUACCAACACAUUCCAUGUUACCAAGCUCCUUAUCAAUGCAGAUUUGCCGACUGUCAAGGACUUCCUUAACAGAUUCCCAAAGGAAUCGUUGCGUGUCGUUUCCAUGCAACUGACCUCUCAGUCUCAACAAUACUCCCGCAUAUCGACAAAUGAUAAUGUUGGACAAAGUCAUCUGCAGAAGUUGCUCAAAGGGGCUAUUGUUGUACCACUCAGUGAGAUGAAGAAAAUCCGCGAGGUGCCGUUACGCAAAUCUGAAUUAUAUCGUUGA